Molecule: messenger RNA, 597 nt
Organism: Juglans microcarpa x Juglans regia
Lineage: Eukaryota; Viridiplantae; Streptophyta; Magnoliopsida; Fagales; Juglandaceae
Exons: 2
Coding region: 1-597 (198 amino acids)
Source: RefSeq, a predicted model, not a curated record
AUGACAAUCCUUAUUACCUGCAAUGAUAUGGUCUUUGUUAAUACCUUCAAAGCCUUUCUUGAUCAAAAGUUUAAACUUAAAGAUUUUGGACCAUUGAAGUAUUUUUUGGGCCUUGAAAUCACAAGGAAUACAUCUGGCAUUUCUUUAUCCCAAAGAAAAUAUGCUUUAGAUAUCCUCUCUGAUACUGGUUUUCUUGGUUAUAAAUCAGUUAAAACACCUAUGGAACAACAUCUAAAGCUGUCCAGAACAGAUGGUGUUCUUCUUGAUGAUCCCAAAUCUUAUAGAAGAGUUCUUCAGUACAUCAAAGAUUCACCUGGUCAAGGCCUCUUUUUUCCUUCCACUUCAGAUUUAAAACUCAAUGCAUUUGCUGACUCUGACUGGACAGGGUGUCAAGACACCAGAUGGUCCAUCAUAGGUUUUUGCAUAUUCCUUGGAAGCUCUCUCAUCUCUUGGAAAUCCAAGAAACAAUCUAUGGUUUCAAGGUCAUCAGCUGAGGCUAAAUAUAGAGCUCUUGCUAAUACAGUUUCUGAAAUAGUUUGGCUUCUAUCCUUGAUACAAGAUUUACAAGUCUCUCAUACCAGUGCAGCUGCUUUGUAA